UGUGCAGAAACCAGAGGGAACGAGCAGCCAUGGAUCAGAGCAAAACUGUGUUGAUGGACACACCACCUGUGUAUUCUGAGCUACUGCCUAUGCCAAGGAUCCCAUGCCUCGGUGGCCUUAAGAAGCUCCUCUGCGUGGUGCUGGUUGUGGUGGUCCUGGUCGUAGUCCUCAUUGCUGUCCUCUUGAUGGGCCUCCAUAUGAGCCAGAAACACACUGAGACGAUUUUCCAGAUGUCUCUGCAAGAUGGAGCCGAUUCCAAAGUGAAACCUGCUGGAGGUGUGGCGACCUUCCACCUAGACACUGGAAUCAAUACUUCAGCCAGUGUCGUCUAUGACUACAGCAAGAUGCUGAUCUGCAUGCGCCCACGUCCUGGACACGCGUGUUACAUCACACAUAUGGAAGCGGAACGUAUACAGAGUCUUCAGAGCAUUGCAGAAAAUGUGCUGAGCAAGAUCGGUUCUGAGACUGCCAAACAGACUGACCCCACCAAGCUGGUGAGCGAUCCUUCAGUCUUGGGCACUACCAUCCGGGUGCUGUGUGGGGACCUGCCAGUCUACUGGACCUAA
Nanorana parkeri is the source of this 566-nucleotide messenger RNA. RefSeq names its product surfactant protein C (gene SFTPC). The record is from RefSeq and is a predicted model, not a curated record. Gene Ontology annotation, biological process: respiratory gaseous exchange by respiratory system. The transcript is spliced from 5 exons. The coding region runs from base 30 to 566 and encodes 178 amino acids. Gene Ontology annotation, cellular component: extracellular region; alveolar lamellar body. Lineage: Eukaryota; Metazoa; Chordata; Amphibia; Anura; Dicroglossidae.